Linum trigynum is the source of this 2370-nucleotide messenger RNA. The record is from the annotation of a GenBank genome assembly. Lineage: Eukaryota; Viridiplantae; Streptophyta; Magnoliopsida; Malpighiales; Linaceae.
AUAAAUUUGAGAAUUGUAAAACAAAAAAAGUCAAAUCAUCCAAAAUUCUUUACAAAACUCACGGACUAACCUACGAUUUUCAUGCAUGAUAUCUCGUAAACUUGAAAGUUUCUAAAUAAAUAAAAUAAUCUUCGAGCUAGACAGUCAUUCAUCUUUUCUUAUAAAAACACGUAACAAAAGAAUUCUCAUCAUCAAUUCAACACAAAAGAAGAAGGCAUCAUCAACAUUACCUUCUAAACCCUUACAAAAACCCCCAAAUCGAAAUUGGAUCUCAACCCACCUCAAGAAGAAAAAACACCAACAAUGAAGCACAACAACGCCAUCAUCUUAGCGGUGUUGCUCUUUCUCUUGUCGGCACCAGCCACCAUGUGCCAUACGAAGUCGGACUUAAUCAGGCCGCACACGACCGUGGUGGUGGUUAACAAGCUCGACGGAGAGCGGCCUCUGAAGGUCCACUGCCAGUCCCACGACUACGAUCUCGGCCUCCGAAUGUUGAUGCCACACCAACAGUUGAAUUGGUCUUUCCGAAACAACAUCUUCGAGAACGAACGGUUCAACUGCUCCAUGGAAUGGGGGGGAGAGGGAGGCGGCGUUCACUGGUUCGACAUCUACGAUGAGCACAGGGAUUUCGAGAGGUGCACAUACUGCCGAUGGCUCAUCAAACAGACCGGGCCGUGUCUGUGCUUGUACGAUCGUGAAUCUUGUUCCCACUGGAAGACGCCGCCGCCGGUGCACGCUGCAGGGGAAAAUAGCAAAGUUAGACUUGGGGUUUGAUUGACGCAUGAUGUGAAUAAUUAGAUGGUUUUUUUGUCUGCGUUUUGUGAAGUUAGUAUCACUCUACUAAGCGUUAAGUAUAACAGGUUGCGAUUGGGAUGAAUCAAUAGAAAAGCAAGUAAGAACCGUUAGUAAAUCUAUCUAUCUAUACUAUAUUUAUGGCAAUUCAAAAGAAAUCUCUUAUCACAUAAGCACUUGGAGGAUCCACAAUUUGCCAAGUUGGAUAACUUUUUUACAAACAAAAAAAUUAGUUAUUAAUGUAUUUAUGGAGUUACCUCUCUCUUCUUUAAUAUUUCCAUUUCUUUUAACCUUUUUUUUUUUUUGCUUUAAUAGUAGGUUACAUGUUGAUAAACUUAACCAAACACACAUAAAUAAUAAUUUUUUUGUCGAGUAAAAAAAAUAUAAAUAAGAAAACAGAAAGUAACAUAUACCACAUUUGUUUAAAUAAAAAAUAUCUGAUUAAACCUUAUGAAGUAAAAUUUUUUACUCAUUUUUACUAAAAUUGAAUGAUAAGUUACAUUUUUUUGGAAAUUAGACAAACAUACACAUAAACAAUAAUUUUUUCGAUUAAAAAAAAUUUAUAUGAAAAGAGAGAAAAUAAACAUUUCACAUUCAAUUACCUAUGAAAAAUAAACUAUAUUACUUUAUAUUUUGUUGCAAUGAAACACUCUCUUAUUCGUAAAUUAUAUGUCUAUAAAAUAAAAUAAGUAUUUUUUAGCAAAAUGUCAGAGUAUAAUCUUGAUCGAGCAGUUAUAAUUAUUUAUUUAAAAAAGACUUCUUAUUCCUCACAUCAUGUUCUACCUUAAACUCCUCAAAUGAAGAGAACUCACAUGUGCAAUAAUUUUAUAAUGUGUCAUAAGUUCACAUUAAUAAUAUUUGUUCUAUAUCAUGUUGAUUGAGCAAGCUCUAUUGAGGUCAUAAGUCGUAUGCUAAGAAAUUUUCUUUCAGACUUGGACUUAUCGUCAACGAUUAUAAAUAAAAAAUUUCAAAAUGACUUAAGUAUGAUUGUUGACGAACUUUGACUUAAUACCCUAGGAUGAGACACAAGAUUCCUUAAAAAAAAACAUAAAGGAAUGUUAGAGAAUCUUUGUUGAGAAUCUACGAUAAACAUCUCAUUUCAUCAACUACUAACCUAGACAUUUAGCAAAUAAAGGUUGGCAAUUUUUAGUAAAAUAGUCAAUUGGGAUAAACAUAUUUAUCCAACAAUCAAGUAUCUUUAUGCAAUAAUCUCAACUCUCAAAAUUGGUUGCCAUUUCGUCCAAACUCGAGAAACACGAAUUGAUAUAUGUUGUAUAGAUAAUAAGUUAAUGCAAAUAAUCAAAUGAAAUCCACCGAUAUUGUUCAAAUGAUAAGACAUUUUAAAUGCAGUUGAAAUAUGUGUGUAUUGUAGACACUCUUUAUCAAAUAUUAAUAUAAGUGAUAAAAUCUUUGAAAACUACACAUUCAACGACCAUGUUAAGACCAAAAUCCUCGAUAGUGUGUGGGAGUGUCUUAGAUUGAGAUUCUAAGACAACAUAUAAACAAUGACCACGGGUUGAACUUCAAAAAUUAACAAUUGAUACAUAUUGUAUAAUAUACUAAAUUUAAGUGUCUUGA